AAUAAUUAUUGUAAAACAAUUUGAAGUAAACGAGACACAAAUUAAUUUUACAUUUCGAAGAACUGCUGAACGAAAAAAUGCCUAUUGCUUCGUGCCGAUUGUGGCAAAAUGUUUUUAACUUUGAAUAUGGAUUUACACCAAUAUUAUGAUUGAAUCAUUACAAACAUUAUGAUGCUCUUACAAUUGAAUUUGAAGUAAAGUAUAAAAUGACAUCAGUCCCUCCAGUAAAAACCAAAGUGAACGAAGUAAAAAAUUUGAAUGAAAAGUAUGGAGAAAUGACAGAUAAAAGAUUAACAGUACUUGAGACACAUGGUUAUGCUAUUGGAAACGUAAUCGGCGUGGGUUCUUAUGCGACAGUCAAAGUUGCAAAAUCAGAGCGACACAAUAGUCAGGUAGCGAUAAAAAUAAUUUCGAAGUUUCAAGCACCAGGUGAUUAUUUAAAAAAAUUUUUACCUCGUGAAAUCGAAGUUGUUAAAGGAUUAAAACAUCCAAAUUUAAUUCGCUUUUUACAAGCUAUCGAAACGACACAUCGGGUAUAUAUAAUUAUGGAGUAUGCACAGAAUGGUAGCUUACUUGAUAUCAUAAGACACGAUACUUAUAUCGAUGAAGGUCGUAGUCGCCGAUGGUUUCGUCAACUUCUUGAUGCCGUUGAUUAUUGCCAUGAAAAGGGUGUAGUUCAUAGGGAUAUAAAGUGUGAAAAUUUAUUAAUGGAUAAUAAUUUGAAUAUUAAAUUAUCUGAUUUUGGUUUUGCACGUGGUCAUAUGAAACCAAAAAAUGGAACAUCACCUCUUAGCGAAACUUUUUGCGGUAGUUAUGCUUAUGCUUCUCCAGAAAUAUUGAAGGGUAUACCUUAUCGACCACAGUUAUCAGAUAUAUGGUCUAUGGGUGUAGUACUUUUUGCUAUGGUUUAUGGACGACUUCCUUUUGAUGAUACAAAAUAUACUCUUCUUUUAAAGCAAGUACAAAACAAGGUCACCUUUCCUAAAGAACCAGAUGUAUCUAGUGCUUGUCAAUCCCUCAUUAGUCGUAUACUUGUAGCACAACGCCAUCGCUUACUUAUUAAUAACAUUAGAAAAGAUGCAUGGUUAACUAUGUCCAGUGUAGCUAUGCAGACAUCUACUAUAAAUGAAAAUGAUUCAUCAAUGGCAAUUAAACAAACAAAGUCUAAAGAAAAUAAUGUACAACAUAUGAAAACUAUGAAUGAUAAAGAUUCGCUUAAAAUGCAAGACGUGAAAAAUACGAAGAAUAUUAAUACUGAUACUUCUAAAUAUGAUGUCAAUAUUCAAUUGCAAAAUGCUUUAACAAAUGAUUGUUAUAAUCACGGACAAAAUCAAAACUCGUAUUUUGAAUAA
Vespula pensylvanica (western yellowjacket) is the source of this 1352-nucleotide messenger RNA. Its product is annotated as testis-specific serine/threonine-protein kinase 4-like. Gene Ontology annotation, cellular component: cytoplasm. Lineage: Eukaryota; Metazoa; Arthropoda; Insecta; Hymenoptera; Vespidae. The record is from RefSeq and is a predicted model, not a curated record. Gene Ontology annotation, molecular function: ATP binding; tau-protein kinase activity; protein serine/threonine kinase activity. Bases 207 to 1352 code for a protein of 381 amino acids. The transcript has 7 exons. Gene Ontology annotation, biological process: intracellular signal transduction; protein phosphorylation; microtubule cytoskeleton organization.